This is a messenger RNA of Eriocheir sinensis (Chinese mitten crab), 4337 nucleotides long. It is a transcript of the gene Trax, whose product is annotated as translin-associated protein X-like. The record is from RefSeq and is a predicted model, not a curated record. Gene Ontology annotation, molecular function: RNA binding; sequence-specific DNA binding; RNA endonuclease activity. The coding region runs from base 165 to 992 and encodes 275 amino acids. NCBI's taxonomy places the organism in Eukaryota, Metazoa, Arthropoda, Malacostraca, Decapoda, Varunidae. Gene Ontology annotation, cellular component: cytoplasm; nucleus. The transcript is spliced from 4 exons.
UAGAAGAAAAGAAAGAAGAAAAAACACGAAUAUAGCAGAGUAGAAGGCCAUGAAAAAGCACAGAAAAGCAAUAAAAUAAGAAAAAGAAGCCACAUACCGCACAUAAUGGGAGCCGUUGCAAAGGCAUAUUCCAGGAAGGUUGACUCAGGGGUGAGCCAGCUACCAUGGCAGAGGUGCAGGAGCCAGCUGCCAAGACAGACCUCAAGGGCUCCAGCAGAGAGCUUCCAGAGGCCUGCCAGGACUCUCCGUUAAUGGUGAAAUUUCGAGAAUACUCAAAGAUGCUUGACGAGAAGAAUGACAAGUAUGAACGAAUCUACAAGACCAGCAGAGACGUUACUGUUCGCAGCAAGAGGGUCAUUUUCACCCUACACAGGAUCCCUGGGGUGUCAGAGGAUGUCAGGGAAAGUUUGCUGUCAUCUGGGGCCAAUGAACUGAGGGACAUUGAGCAAACCUUGAUGAAACACAUAGCAAUGGAGCUGAGGGAUGAAGACCCACACCAGUUUGUUAACGCUUAUACUUCAGGUAUUCAAGAAUAUGUAGAAGCUUUGUCCUUUCAUUAUUUUUUGAUGAGUGGGACAAUAAUCAGUCACAGUGAAGUGCAGAAGAGAGUAACCUUUGGGGGCCUGGCAGAAGACCAAGCGGAACUGGUGCCCCUCAACGUCCUCCUGCAGCCCAAGGAAUACAUCUUGGGCAUUGCUGAUCUCACCGGUGAACUCAUGCGUUUCUGUAUCAAGUGUGUCAGCACCGGGGAUUUUGACAAAUGCUAUAAGAUUUGUGACAUUCUCAAAACUAUGCAUGGUGGCUUCUUAUCUUUAGGUUAUAUUCCAGCCAAAGAGCUUUACCACAAGAUGAUGGUGUUUAAGUCAAGCUUACACAAAGUGGAGGAAGCAUGUUACUCUUUACAACUAAGGAAGUCAGAAGUUCCUGCUGACAUGCUCAGUGAUGUAUUUGCCAUGUAUGAUGCUGAUGAAAACAAUGCCCAUUUUAUGUAGUAAUGUUUAUUGUCAUUCUGAUAAGGAAAGCCUAUGACUUGUAACAUUCUCACAAGUCAAGAAAGAUACUGCUGCUGAUACUGGAAAAUGAGAGGCAAGACAACUGAAGUUGAAAGACUGACACAACAGUAUGAGUUAUCUAGUGGUGUAUAUGUUCUCUUAGUGGCCAAAAAAGCCAAAACAAAGUGUCAGAUAUGCCAGUCAGUUGUACAAGCAGAUGGCCCAAGUAAUAGAUUUUAUGACUGGUAAAUUGUACCUUUACUUUUGUGAGCAGUAAAUGGACAUUUGCUUAAAAAAAAUACAUCAAAGGAGGCAGCUCUGGGGCAAAACAAACAAAAAUACACAACACUGCUCCUAAUAACACUGGGACAAGACAAGCUCUAAAAAAAUAACUAAUUUAAAUUGAAAAAGUUGAAAGCAUUCAAGUCAUAAGCAUGAAAUACUACAGACAGAGGAAAGCUGUUCCAGAGUUUAUCAGUUAAAAGGAUGAAACAAUAAAGGUACGAUACUGGUUAACGCUUGCAUUAGGAAUUUGGACAGAAUAGAGAUGAGCUGGAGUAAAAAGUCAUGUGCAUUUAGGCUGUGGAAGUGGUGUUUUUUUUUUAAUGAAUGUUUAUAUAUGGGUAUAUAUUUUUUUUUUUGCAAAGCCAGCUUUCUUCAACUUUUUGUUAGUUAUGUUCUGUGCAGCCAGUUGAACCCAAGUGAUUCCACACUCACAUAAUGCAUCUUGUGUUUGGAACAUUUUGGCAACUAUAAAUGGGAACACAUUUUUUAAUCACCAGUGUCUCAAACAGAUAAAUGUGAGAUUUGCUAACAUUGUCAUGGAUAAGGUGCGGAAAUUAAGACAGGUCCAUUGUGUAACUUUUAGAGCUGACUGUUGCUGUUAGGUUUAAUUCUUAUAUCAAGCUGACAAAACACUUUUCUGCCUCUCAGGAGUCCCACAGAAGAAAGGUACCCAUGAUUUUUCACUAUAGAGUCACUUGACUACAUCCUUCUUCCAGAUAUACUUGGCAACAUGUGCAAAAUUAUCUUCGUAUGGGAAGUUUAAGUGAUUGUGGUGACCAAUGUAUUCAGCAUGCAGAGAUUUUUACUAAUAAUGUGUGUACAUGCAGUUUCAUCUUGCAAAAUAAUAUGGUACAAAGAAUUUUUAUUGCUAUGAUGUGAUGCAUAUAGAAACAUUAGUGGAGAGCACUGGAGUGAUUCACAAGGUUCUGGUGGCCGGGGUGGGGGCAGAAACAUGUCCAUUUACAAUCCUUACUGAAUGCUCCACUUUUAUAUUUAUAUUUUCAAUGUGUCACUGAUUCUAGUUUUCCAUAGGUGAUUAGGCUCUUUUGCAUCUUUGUUUUCAUUUUUUGUCACAUGUUUGUAUAGGAUGAUCAUGUUUUGUCUUUCCUUGCAUAUUUUCAAUGUGUGUGUGAUUUUCCCUAGUGUCUUACAGGAGUUAGGUUGUGCUUGUUAUCCAUAUUUUUCCAAGUGUUUUACAGGAAUUAAGUCAUGCUUCAUAGCCAUACUAUUUAUCUAACCUGUUCUUAAAUUCAUGAAUGCUCCUUGCUUGAAUCAUCUCUUGACUGAGAUCUUUCUCUUUGUUAAUUGUUCUUCAUGAGAAGCUGAAUUUCUCUUCAUAUAUUUUGAUACUUAGUUUUACCAACUUAAAUUUGCUUCUCCUCUAGUCCUUCCACUGUCAUACAGCAGGAAGUAUUUUCUAUUUUUUUUUUUUUUUUUGUAGCAUCUCAUUCCAUUGAAGUGUGUGUGUGUGUGUGUGUGUGUGUGUGUGUGUGUGUGUGUACCUAUUUGUAGUCUACCAGGCCCAAGCUAAGCUCUAAUAGUCCCAUCUCUAUAUCUACAUUUAUCCAGCCUUUCCUUCAUUUGUUGGACACUGUUCGCCUCCACCACCUCUUCCCACAAGCUGUUACAUGUGUUUACACUUCUAUGUGGAAAACUACUUUUUUGAAGUCACUCUGACAGGUUCCUUUAUUAAGUUUCUUCCUAUGUCCUCUCAGCCCCUGUGUUCUCGCAGUUAAGAAGAGAUCAUCUCUAUCCACCUCAUCAAACUUAUUUACCAACUUAUACAGCAUGAUCAGAUCUCCUCUCUCCCUUCUUUGUUCCAGUGUCAUCAAGUCCAUCUCCUUCAAUCUGUCUUCAUACAUCAUAUGCGAGAGUUCUGGGACCAUUUUAGUUGCAAUUCUCUGUAUCCUUUCCAGCUUUCCGAUCUUUUUGUAAGGGGACCACACAACUGCAGCAUAUUCAAGCUUUGGACUUAUCAUUGUUAUUAUUUUCUUCAUUUUCUUCAUCAUUUCUUUGUCCAUAAAAUGGAAUGAUACUCUUAUAUUUUGCAUGUGUGUGUGUGUGUGUGUGUGUGUGUGUGUGUGUGUGUGUGUGUGUGUGUGUGUGUGUGUGUGUGUGUACAUUAUAUUGGAAAUAUGCUAGGUGUCAGCACUGACCCCUGCAAGGAUCUGUUUGUCAACUUUCCAUAAUGAGGAUUUUCCCCUCAGCUCUGUCCUCAAUUCUCUGUAUUUAGAAAAAUAAAUAAAAUCCAACUAUAAUGUUUUUCUUGAACUCCUUUAUACUUCAGUUUCCAUGAUAGCCUUUGGUAUGGUACUCUAUUGAUGCUUUCAUAAUAUAUAAAUAAAUACUGUCCACCCAACCAUCUCUCGUUUGUAUUACCUCUUGUACGCUAGCUGUCAUUCUGCAUGAAAGCAUCACGCGCUGGACUCGCGAUUCGUGCUAACCACUACACUACAGAGCUCGCGAUGAUAGUGUGUGUGUAUGUGUGUGUGUGUGUGAGAGAGAGAGAGAGAGAGAGAGAGAGAGAGAGAGAUAAAACACACACACACACACACACACACACACACACACACACACUCUCAUUGCUGAUAAAGACAAGUCAGUUUAACAAGUCAUAACUCAUGGAUGAAUAGUAGUGAUCCUGCGGUCACAUGUAUAGCUACGUGUUGCCGGCGUGGCCUGGGCUGGGUUCGCUACACUCACGAUCAUUUAGUCGUGUUUGGUUGUGAUAUGAACUUGAUCGCGUUAGGAACAAGAUCCGCGUUAAUUUGGUGACAAGGCCAAAACAAAUUGCAUCACACAAACUCUGAUCUGGGGAACGUUGCGCGACUUAGCCUUGAAACACAUUAUGUACUAUGUAGUACAGCUGUAAAGGAUCGAACAGAAACGGAUCAAUUGAAUCAAAUUUGAGCGAAAACUAUAUAGACUUGGUGUUGUGUUGGUUGGGUGGGUACCGAUGGAUGGAGUCAAGCUUAUGGUAGCUACCCAUUUACAAAACACAACACCAACAAGGUAUUUAGAUUUCGCCGACUGUACGUUAUGACCAUCAAGAGUCGACAC